AUGCUGAAUCCCCGACUCACAAGCUUGCUCGAAGCUUGGUUGGUUGGACCUAUAUACGGCGCCAACAUCAUUCUCAUAUGCAUCUGCAUUCAUAGACUCUCAACGCACAAAUGGAAGUUCUCCACAGUUACUCGCGCGCUACUAUGCACGAUCUUCCUCCUGGCAGUGACCACAACAGCACACGCAGGGCUUGCUUUAUCUGACCUGAUAGUGGGUUUCACCCGCGACGACUCUUUACGCUACUUUCUGGAUGCAGGACGACCAAUUGUGGUCGCAGCAUUAAUCGUGUACGCUAUCAAUGUUCACGUCGGGGACAUAUUCAUGGCUUGGAGAGCGUACGUGAUGUGCAAUCAUAACAAGAUCCUUGCCAUUUGCUACGCUUCUCUACUCCUGGCGUUCGCUGGUGCCAGUAUCGCCGCACUCAUAUCAUUCACCUCGGCUCGCACUCUAGCAGAAAGCAAAGCUCACGCAUGGACCGUCACUGCAUGGGCGAUGUCAGUAGUCAUACAGACAAGCGGGAGUGUGAUCAUUGGAUGGCGAAUCAUGUCAACUCCCGUCGCCGCACCGCGCACUUUUGACCCUUGGCUGGUCCUUUGGGUCUUCGUGGACAGCGGUGCUUUGUAUACCUGUAUAACCAUCCUCGCUCUUUCGCUAUCCUUCCCCGUAUCGACGGCUAGCUACGUCCUCACAUUCUCUUUAGGUCAAAUAUCCGCGUUUGUACCUCUGACCAUCACACUCCGCGAGUGCUGGAAGACGGAUGCAGAGCUCGCGCGCCAGCGCGUCAAUGCAACAAGCACUUUCUUGAUCAACGAGCGCAUACAUACGCGCCGCUCAUCUAUAUCCCUACCUCGCCUGCGUUACUCAUCGGAACCCCAGGUCUCUGUAGACAUCACCACGACGACGCGUUUCCAGGAUGCAUCAGAAGAGGACAUAAAAGAGCCAGUCAGGACUGUGCCUCCCUUAUCUCACUGGGUGCUGUAA
This is a messenger RNA of Peniophora sp. CBMAI 1063, 981 nucleotides long. The record is from the annotation of a GenBank genome assembly. NCBI's taxonomy places the organism in Eukaryota, Fungi, Basidiomycota, Agaricomycetes, Russulales, Peniophoraceae.